Messenger RNA from Amoebophrya sp. A25, 400 nucleotides. The record is from the annotation of a GenBank genome assembly. NCBI's taxonomy places the organism in Eukaryota, Dinophyceae, Syndiniales, Amoebophryaceae.
GAAGCAGCACGCACGUGCGGCAGGGCGAGUCGUUGACCCAGAUGAAGAACAGCUGAUUAGCGGAGCUGGGGAUGCGGUUUUUCUGCCUGAGGAAGUAGGCGCAGACCGACCACAAGCUACAGGCUCGUCUCUUGUCACCGACUACACGGAUGAUCCGGAGUGGGCGCAUCGACUUGCGCCUUUUGAAUUAAGGGUAGGUUCGUUAAAGGUGCUUUUGUUCAUACUGUAGUUUGUUAUGGCUAUCUCAAAUCCAUUAGACCAUAUGGAUAAGGAGGGCACAUGACAUGACAUGGCUCUCUCCCUGCUUAGGUGCUGUUGACAGCCAUAACAAGCGGGAGAACCCACGAACACCAAGAACCUACCUCUAAUUGAAGUUCUGGAGUUGAAUCACAUAGCAGCU